UAGAUUUUCUUCUUCUAAGGUCAGCACAAUCCAUUAAACCUGCAUUAGCAGGCUUCUUGAUUUCCACAAUGAGAAAACGUGUGAUCCAAAUAUCUGGCUUCUUGAUUUCAUCGUUGGGAUGGCUGUUUGUGCUCUGCACCAUGGCAAUGGACUAUUGGAGGAUUACCAAACUCGGAGGGCAAGGAGGCUCGUACAUCAUCAAAGUGGCCUGGUACUGGUCCAACCUGUGGAGCGACUGUUACACAGAUUCUGCGGCUGUGACCAACUGUAGAGAAUACCCAGUGCUCUGGAAUGUUGCUUAUUACGUGCAGGCAGUGAGAGGAUUGCUAAUGUGCGGGUUAACUAUUGGAUUCUUUGCUGUAGUGUGCUGCUUUGUCGGGAUGGAGUGCACUUACAUCGGCGGAUCUGACAAAACCAAGGACAAAGUGCUCUUCGCGGGAGCAGUGCUUCAUUUUGUUGGUGGUAUGUCAGACAUUGCUGCCUACUGCUUAUACAUCAACAGAAUUGCCAGGACAGCUUUUGCUCGAAAGGUCGCAUCAGGAGUUUUGCGAUAUGAAUUAGGAUCUCCAGUUUUUCUAGGAUUGGCAGGAGGCUUUUUCAUCCUAGUCGGGGCUGUUCUUUAUGCUGUGACAGUGUAUAAAGUAAUCCGCAGAAAAAGCAGAGUAGUACAAGCCUGUGAUGCUCACACGUACAUGGCGCCUCCAUCCAGAGGAAGAACCAUUUAUUCCGGAUACUACAAACCCUCCAAGCUGUAUGGGUCUAACUAUAUGGGCUCAGGACGAUCAAGCGCCCAACUUUCAAAGCUUCAGGCAACACCAACGAAACCCUCAGACAGAGAUGCAUUUGUCUAGUUGGUCUGUUUUAACUCAAACAGACAAUGCAAUAGUUCAACUUGUAGAUAGGAGGAAAGUAAUUUUUUGUCAUGUUUUGUUUCCUUUAGAUCACUUCAUACUCAGUCAUAUUCACCUCGUGAAUAAAACAGAUGUGCAGUCUUAGUCUUGUGUUUGUACCAGUGGUUGUCAUAGUCUUGUGUUUACACUUAUGUUAUAAUUGCUGUGAUUUAACCAAAAGCAUUUUCUGUCAUUAAGAAUCUCACUGAAACACCUAUGACGAUGAACAGAUGUAUAUAUCAAUUAAUAUAUCAAUAUCACUUUGAUCACCACCACACUGCUCAGUUUAAACCUUCGAUAAAGAUGUCCAAUAUUUUAUUGGCAAAAUCACACCUUUAUAAAGACAUUAGUGCAAUUAUUAUGCAUUUCAUCCAAAGAAAUGAGUCUUCUCCUUGUUUUAUGUGUAAAGUAACAACUCAAUGGUGCACAAAACUAAAACUAUUCUCGUCGGGAGACUGAGUAUCAACAACAGCCACGCUGAUGGAAAUGAUCUUUCCAAAACAAACAGGUGCAGUCUGAGGCAUAACAUGUUAUGGUGUUCUCUUGUAGUUGUGUGUCUGUGUUUAAGUGUGUAUAAAGGGGACUUGGAGAAUUUAAAAAAAACAAAACAGAUGAACGAUAGAUAAACCUGUGUAUUUAUACAGAGGUCAACACAUGAAAAGUGGCACUGUACAAGAUUUUAAACUUUA
Molecule: messenger RNA, 1579 nt
Organism: Maylandia zebra (zebra mbuna)
Lineage: Eukaryota; Metazoa; Chordata; Actinopteri; Cichliformes; Cichlidae
Gene: cldn10l2
Product: claudin 10-like 2
Cellular component (GO): membrane; bicellular tight junction
Molecular function (GO): structural molecule activity
Source: RefSeq, a predicted model, not a curated record